Molecule: messenger RNA, 1657 nt
Organism: Synchiropus splendidus (mandarinfish)
Lineage: Eukaryota; Metazoa; Chordata; Actinopteri; Syngnathiformes; Callionymidae
Gene: kcnk4b
Product: potassium channel subfamily K member 4
Exons: 6
Coding region: 16-1392 (458 amino acids)
Biological process (GO): stabilization of membrane potential; potassium ion transmembrane transport
Cellular component (GO): membrane
Molecular function (GO): potassium ion leak channel activity
Source: RefSeq, a predicted model, not a curated record
AGAGGAGGGGCAGCCAUGCGCUGCUCCACCCUGCUGGCCAUCCUGACCGGGGUGCUCCUGUACCUGGUUCUGGGGGCCGUGGUGUUCAAGACCCUCGAGGCUCCGCGGGAAGAAGGCAAGCACGUACAGCUGCUGGGAACAUGCCGGGACUUCCUGCACAACUUCACCUGUGUUGAUCCAGACAACCUGCAGGCCUUGAUACAGGAGGUGGCUGAAGCCAUCGGUGCAGGUGUGGACCCCAGUGUGGGCAACUCCACGUUUGUCAGCCAGUGGGACCUGGCCAGUGCCUUCUUUUUCUCGGGUACUGUCAUCACAACAAUUGGUUUUGGAAACAUCUCGCCAAAAACUGAAGGUGGUCAGUUGUUCUGUAUCUUCUACGCUUUGGUGGGCAUUCCUCUCUUUGGUAUCCUGCUGGCCGGAGUGGGUGACCACCUGGGCACUGGCUUGAGAAAAACCGUGGCCAAAAUUGAGAAGCUGUUUCUGAAAUGGCGAGUGAGUCCCACGAUUGUGCGUGUGAUCUCCGCUGUCCUCUCCAUCCUGCUGGGAUGUUUACUUUUCGUCGCUGUGCCCAUCCUGGUUUUCAAGGAGGUCGAAGGGUGGACUCUUUUAGAGUCGGCCUACUUCGUGGUCAUCACCUUGACAACAGUGGGAUUUGGAGAUUAUGUUGCCGGUGACUCUGGAGUUGAAGGCAGUGACCACUGGUAUAAACCUCUGGUGUGGUUUUGGAUUUUACUGGGCCUGGCCUACUUUGCGUCCAUCCUUACGAUGAUCGGUAACUGGCUCCGUGUUCUCUCCAAGAAGACAAGAGCUGAGAUGGAGGAGCUGCGAGCCCAUGCCACUGACUGGACACAAAACAUUCAAAACAUGUCAGUGGAUUUUCGAAUACCAGAUGACCCAUUCAAGCGUCGGCGACGAAGGCGCCGCCAUGGCCGCCACAGUCACGGUCAAAACACUGUCGGUGCUGACGCCCCAGGAGAUGAAGGUGAACAGGGCAGUCAGUCAGAGUCUGAAUCUUACACCUCUACUUCCUCAUCUAACCAAUCUGAGACCGGAUCAGAAUCAAACUCUCAAGGCACCGAGACAGACCGUAUGGCAGAAGAAUCCACCAAAACAGAAAAGCCUGAUCCUCAUCUUUCUCAGCCUCUGGACUAUUUUGGAGAAAAUCUGGCCUUUAUUGAUGAAUCAUCUGAUGCUCAGAGUGGUAAACUGCAUUUAGAUCCUCUGUUGGAUCCCGCACAAACAAGCGAUGCUGCACGCUCUCGCCAGGCCAAGAGACGCCGCCACAGACGGCCGGUUCCACCGAGGAACACCAAGAGCAACAAAAUCCACCCUGAGAAACUGGAGCUUAAUGGAAACCCACAGCCAGUCCCUGACCUAGCACUGAAGUCUUAAGGAGAUGAGAUGUUUGAACAUUGCUAUGCAUUUCAGGGUCUAUUCUGCUUGUACUGGUGGUGAAUGAGAAAAGCCUGCGCUCCUUGCAAAGAGUACUUUUGCAUUGGAUGUCCUUAGCAUGUGCCUGCUCAUCUCAACACGGAUGAUGUAUUGGUUUUGAUGCCAACUUUUUUUUUUUUUUCUGAGGUACUGCUGCUCUCUGGUGGAACAAGACAUUAUAGUUCUACUCUGCAGAGUCCACAGCUUUCCUUAUCAGGAAUAAUUU